GGCAGCGGCAGGGCCCGGGGCUGCUAUUGGAUUAAAAUAGCCUCAUCUGUCCUGCCCUCCGGCUGCAGAGCCGCAGCAUUGUCUGGGAGCAGCAGGAAUGUGAAGAUGGCUGCAGACCUGGGAGAGCUGCUUGUGCCCUACAUGCCCACCAUCAGGGUGCCCAAGUCAGGGGACAGGGUCUACAAGACGGAGUGCGCCUUCUCCUACGACUCCCCUCUUUCUGAAGGAGGUCUGUAUGUGUGUAUGAGCACAUUCCUUGGAUUUGGAAGGGAACAUGUGGAACGGCAUUACAGGAAGACAGGACAGAGUGUGUAUCUGCAUCUAAAACGCCAUGUAAGACAGAAAGAAACUGGAGCAUCUGGUGGAGCCCUUCCCAGACGUAUCAAUGGCAAGUUAUUUUUAGAUCUUGAAAUAGAUGCUGAUUUCAACAGUGAUGAUUAUGAACUUGAAGAUGAAGCCAAACUUGUUAUAUUUCCAGAUCACUUUGAAAUUGCCUUACCUAAUAUAGAGGAGCUCCCAGCUUUGGUAACCAUAGCUUGUGAUGCUGUUCUGAAUUCCAAGUCUCCGUACAGAAAGUUGGAACAGGAGUCCUGGGAGGAAGAACUACAAGUAUCAAAGUUUGCAAAUAACCUUGUGCAGAUAGACAAUGGUGUAAGAAUUCCACCAAGUGGCUGGAAAUGUGCUAAAUGUGAACUACGAGAAAACUUGUGGCUUAACCUGACAGAUGGUUCCAUAAUGUGUGGGAAAUGGUUUUGCUCAGGCAGUGGUGGGAAUGGACAUGCCUUAGAGCACCACAAGCAGUUGGGCUACCCUCUGGCUGUGAAGCUUGGAACUAUUACACCAGAUGGAGCAGAUGUGUAUUCCUUUGAUGAACAAGAAACUGUAUUAGACCCUCAACUUGCCAAACAUCUUGGGCAUUUUGGGAUUGACAUGCUACAAAUGCAAGGGUCAGAGAAUGGUGUGAUGGAUAAUGAAGUUAAACCAAGGGUUAGUGAGUGGGAAAUCAUCCAAGAAACUGGACUUAAGUUGAAACCAAUGUUUGGCUCUGGAUACACUGGUAUUAGGAACCAGGGGAACAGCUCCUACCUCAGCACAGUGAUGCAGGUCAUCUUCAGCAUACCAGAAUUCCAGAGAGCUUAUGUAGGAAAUCUGACCCGAAUAUUUGACUAUGCUCCUCUGGAUCCCACACAUGACUUCAGCACCCAGAUGGCUAAACUCGGUCACGGUCUGCUCUCUGGACUGUACUCAAAGCCACCAGUGAAAUGUGAGCUGAUAGAGCAGGUGAUGAAAGAAGAGCACAAGCUUCAACCGAAAGGAAUUACAACUCGAAUGUUCAAAGCCUUUAUAAGCAGAUGGCAUACAGAGUUCUCCUCAAACAGACAACAAGACGCUCAAGAGUUUUUCUUGCACCUUAUUGGUCUGGCAGAGAGAAACAGCAUCGGCUCAGAAAAUCCCACUGAGGUCUUCAGGUUUCUAGUAGAAGAGCGGACACAGUGUUGCCAAUCAAGAAAGGUUCGCUACACCGAAAGAGUUGAUUCUAUCAUGCAGUUACCUGUGGCUAUGGAAGCAGCAAUAAAUAAAGAUGAUUUGAUUGCCUAUGAGCUGAAGAGAAGAGAGGCAGAAAGUUCAAAAAGACCACCCCCGGAAAUAGUGCGCGCUAGGAUCCCAUUCAGUGCCUGUAUUCAGGCAUUCUCUGAGCCUGAGAAUGUGGAUGACUUCUGGAGCAGUGCUCUUCAAGCCAAGUCUGCAGGUGUUAUGACAUCUCGCUUUGCUUCAUUCCCAGAAUAUCUGGUAAUCCAGAUAAAGAAGUUUACAUUUGGUCUUGACUGGGUACCUAAAAAACUUGAUGUAGCAGUGGAAAUGCCGGAUGUCCUGGAUGUUAAUAAUCUCCGAGCUAAAGGUCUGCAGCCAGGAGAAGAAGAGCUCCCAAACAUUGCUCCUCCCAUUGUUAUUCCAGAUGACCCCAAAGAUCGUUUCAGGAACCAUUUCAUGGAAGCUCCUGACAUAGACGAGUCUUCUGUCAUGCAGCUGGCUGAGAUGGGUUUUCCACUGGAGGCUUGUCGGAAGGCUGUCUACUACACUGGAAGCAUGGGUGCAGAAUUAGCUUUCAACUGGAUAAUUGCACACAUGGAAGAUCCUGAUUUUGCAGAACCAUUAAAUAUCCCUGGAUGCGCUGCUGCAUCUGCUCAACCAUCCUAUGAACUCCAUGCACAGAUCGACCUACCACCAGAAGAGAUCGUAGCUCUGAUCACAUCCAUGGGUUUCCAGAGAAGGCAAGCUAUUCAGGCGUUGAGGGCAACAAAUAACAAUCUGGAGCGAGCCCUUGACUGGAUAUUCUCUCACCCUGAAUGUGAAGAUGAAGCUGCUAAUACUUCACAAUCUGUGGAUGAUGAAAACAAUCAGCAAUCAAAUGGAAUCCUGACCGACAAUGAACAAGAAGGCCCUCGAGUGAAAGACGGAAACGGAAGGUAUGAACUGAUUGCCUUCAUCAGUCAUAUAGGAACAUCGACGAUGUCUGGGCAUUAUGUGUGUCACAUCAAAAAGGAAGGAAGAUGGGUGAUUUAUAAUGACCAUAAAGUUUCAGCCUCUGAGCGACCACCUAAGGACUUGGGCUACCUUUACUUCUAUCAUAGGAUAGCUUGCUGAGCCUUCACUAAGGGAGCUGCCAGGGCGUUUAUACCACCUCAAGAAGGAAUGCCGGACUGCCAGAAGCCCCAAGAGAAAUUCACAGUAUCUAUCGUUUGCUUAAAGAAAACUAAUGUUUGCUGCUUGGUUAAGCGUAAUACUGGAAAUUUCGACUUCGCGAAGCCAUAAAUUGUUUUGUGCAAUUUUAAAUGAGAACGGAUGAUUGUGUUACCUUUUACUUCACUACAAAUGUUAGGAAUGUUUGCUGUCUUGGAACAACUGAUAACUGGAAAUAAGUGAGGAUAGAAGCUGUCGCCUAAGUGUACAAGGAAUCCACUAUGUUACUGCAGUUUGUUACCCUGUAGUUGUCAAUAUUGCUCAGCAGGUGGCGCUGUUACUACAUGUCUGAAUGCCGAGUGGAAGCAUGCAGCCGAUCUAGGUUAUAAAGUAGCUGAAAAAGGCUUAUAAAUUGUCACCGAUAACUAAUAUUCACCCCAUGUAGACAUAAUAUGCAAAUGGUUCCAACUGAAUAGAUAGACGGGAAUAUAAAUAGAUAGGGAUUUAUAGAGAGAGUGCGACGCAUCCUAUUCUCCAGCCCUUAUUCUUUUGUUUUAGUAAUCUCCUUUAAGCCUCUGCUAAGUCCUUCUUUGCAAUCUGUGUACUUUGCUGGCAAAGUUAUAGAUGUAGUUCAGUAUUAGAACCUCUUGAGAAGAUGCGCUCACAUUUUCAUGCGAUUCCCUUUUGUGAACCCAAGGCAGUCAGUAGGAUAACUUGCCAUCUAAGACAGACAUACUGACUGGCCCGGAGGCUCAGCAAAGAUUACAGAGCACUUUCUGAGUGCUGCAGUUACAUACUCCCUCCAAACCUUCUUCAGUUGUAUUGUCUGUAUUUGUUAUCGUCCAUACAGAGCAGAUAUAUUCAGAAUGAUAACGAGAACCUCUCUGCUAGGUCUGUGACUGCAGUAGUAUCGGACACGUACUAGAGACUCCUUUAUUCAUUUUGUCAUGCAUCUUAUCACAGAGCUUGAAGUGGCCAUCCUCAUUCUGAUAGACUGAACACAAUAAAGACGUUUUCUAGGGUGUAAGGAGUGGUAUAA
Molecule: messenger RNA, 3721 nt
Organism: Bufo bufo (common toad)
Lineage: Eukaryota; Metazoa; Chordata; Amphibia; Anura; Bufonidae
Gene: USP13
Product: ubiquitin specific peptidase 13
Exons: 21
Coding region: 106-2646 (846 amino acids)
Biological process (GO): protein deubiquitination
Molecular function (GO): zinc ion binding; cysteine-type deubiquitinase activity; protein binding
Source: RefSeq, a predicted model, not a curated record